Monascus purpureus is the source of this 1899-nucleotide messenger RNA. NCBI's taxonomy places the organism in Eukaryota, Fungi, Ascomycota, Eurotiomycetes, Eurotiales, Aspergillaceae. The record is from the annotation of a GenBank genome assembly.
GUUGCUAAUCAUAUCUAUUGAAAAAGAGUAAUAAUAAAAAAUAAAAAUUGUACAGAGAUAACGAGAAGACUGGAGAGUCUGGAAUCAGAACUGAAGACUAUACUUUACGCAGUCUCUUGAGAAAGAGGAACGACCUACGGACUCGAAAGAGAAAAUGAUUUCCAGAACUAGCUGAGAGUAUAAAGGAGGGUCUGCAUCAGUUCUUAAACAACAACAAAUAUAAUAAUAUGUCUGGACAUGAUGUUAGCUGCAUGUCUGCUGGAGACACAUACAAAGGAAAUAUGGUGGUUGUCCGAUGGCGAACAUCCAAAAUCAACCGCAACGGAUAAAUUAUCGCCAACCUUUACCCAGUCUCUCCCACACCCUGCGUUGAACUUGUCCAUCUCAUCUCGCAACAAAGCCGUCAAUUUCCAUCAAGAGAAUCACCAUAAGCUAUAGAGGAUUGCUCUCUGCAUAUAAUGGGUGUUAGAGAAUCCCAUGGGGAUGCCACUGGCACCCCCGAGGCUGUCGAGAAGGGAUUUGCUACCCUUGACACGCUCAAGAUCGGUGUGAAGGCUAUGGUUCAGAAGGAUGGGGAAUUUCGGAAGGCAGAAUUGCUCUCUUUCAGGCAACGAAAAGAUGGGCCUUAUUUCUAUGUUCAUUACGUGGACUUCAACAAACGUCUUGACGAAUGGAUCUCUGCGUCUAGAAUUGAUUUAUCCCAAGAGGUUGAAUGGCCGUUGCCCGAGAAGCCCGAGAAGAAAAAGACUGGAGCAGGGAACAAAGCGCCCAGCAAGAACAAACGCGCGAGAGCUGGUAGUCGUGAUGUCUCGGCGACCCCAGAUCGUCUGGUCGGUAAGAAUAUCAAUGUUGGUAAGGCUCAGCGCCCAUCGAAGGCUGGAGGGAAAGAGAAUCGCGUCGUUGAAGACGCUGUAGAAGGCGCCCAGGCCGUCAUCACCCCCAAGAAAGAUCCCGAGGAUGUCGAGAUGGUCGAUGUGGCCGAUGCACAUUCCAUCAAACUGGAAGAUGAGAAGAACAUGGCGCCCGCUACUCGGGAAGAGGAGAUCGAAAGGCUGCGUACCAGCGGAAGUAUGACCCAGAACCCGACGGAAAUCCAUCGUGUCCGUAAUUUGAACCGUCUGCAGAUGGGCAAGUACGAAAUAGAGCCGUGGUACUUCUCUCCGUACCCCUCUUCCUUCACUGACGUUGAUAUGGUUUACAUCGAUGAGUUUUGUCUGAGCUACUUCGAUGACAAGAGGGCCUUUGAACGGCACCGAUCUAAAUGCACCCUUCUCCACCCCCCUGGGAAUGAGAUCUAUCGGGACGACUAUAUCUCCUUCUUUGAAGUAGAUGGUCGGCGCCAGCGUACUUGGUGCCGAAAUCUCUGUCUUUUGAGCAAGCUCUUCCUCGACCACAAGACCCUUUACUACGAUGUCGAUCCCUUCUUAUUCUACUGCAUGUGCACGAGAGACGAGACCGGUUGUCACCUUGUCGGCUACUUCUCCAAGGAGAAAGACUCGGCAGAAGGCUACAACCUCGCCUGUAUCCUAACGCUACCUCAGUAUCAGCGUCGCGGAUUUGGACGACUGCUUAUCUCCUUCAGCUACGAGCUUAGCAAGCGUGAAGGCAAGUUAGGUUCACCGGAGAAGCCCCUCAGUGACCUUGGUUUGCUGGGCUAUCGACAGUACUGGCGGGAAACGCUCGUGGAAAUACUCGUGGAACCGGGGCGCGAGUCUGUCAGCGAAAACGAACUCGCUCUUUUAACAUCUAUGACUGAAAAAGAUGUUCACGAGACACUGGUUGUAUUGAACAUGCUUAGGUACCAUGUAAGCACUCUUCCCUUUCCUUGCCGGAAUUCAUUCCCCUUUCAGAAACUUAAUUAACUCUUAUUUCACAGAAAGGAAACUGGAUCAUCGUCCU